Aspergillus melleus is the source of this 1707-nucleotide messenger RNA. It is a transcript of the gene UBP6, whose product is annotated as ubiquitin-specific protease UBP6. The record is from RefSeq and is a predicted model, not a curated record. Gene Ontology annotation, biological process: protein deubiquitination; regulation of proteasomal protein catabolic process; proteasome-mediated ubiquitin-dependent protein catabolic process. The transcript is spliced from 3 exons. NCBI's taxonomy places the organism in Eukaryota, Fungi, Ascomycota, Eurotiomycetes, Eurotiales, Aspergillaceae. Gene Ontology annotation, molecular function: protein binding; cysteine-type deubiquitinase activity; proteasome binding. Bases 1 to 1707 code for a protein of 568 amino acids.
AUGGCGUCGAUACCCGUCAUCGUUAAGCACCAAGGUAAACGUCAUGAGGUCGAGCUCGACCCGGCCUCGAACGGCGAAACCCUCAAGUACCAGCUCUACUCCCUCACUGGUGUCGAACCCGAAAGACAGAAGAUCCUAGUGAAAGGAGGUCAGCUUAAGAAUGAUACCCCGCUAUCCUCGCUCAAGGCCAAACCGGGCCAGACAUUCAUGAUGAUGGGGACGCCCGGGGAACAAGGUGCCGUGGACUUAGGCCGUCCGAAGGAAGCAAUCAAAUUCCUAGAGGAUAUGACCGCAGCCGAGGCUGCAAAGGCGGAGGGAGCUACCCCUGCUGGUUUGCAGAACCUCGGAAAUACUUGCUAUCUGAACUCUACCCUGCAGACUUUGCGAAGUGUGCCAGAGCUCCAGCAGGAGCUCCAGCGGUAUCGUCCUUCUGCGUCUGGAGGUGGAUCAAGUGUCUCCGAUCUCAGCAGCUUUGGUCUGGGUGGUCUCGGCUCUUCCAUGGACCUCACAGCCUCUCUGCGAGACUUGUUCAAGCAGAUGUCCGAGACUCAAGAAGGGUUCCCCCCGCUGAUGUUCCUCAACUCCCUGAGAAACGCCUUUCCCCAAUUUGCUCAGAAGGAUCGAAAUGGACACGGCUAUGCUCAACAGGAUGCCGAGGAAGCCUACUCACAGAUCGUAACUCAGCUGCGGAACAAGCUGGUCCUGAAGGAGGGCGAAGGGGACUCUUCGACUGAGGUCUCCUUCGUGGACAAGUACAUGGCUGGCAAAUUUGAAUCGAUUACAGAGUGUGACGAACAAGCUGCGAAGGAUGUUGGAGAGCAGCCGAAUGAAAGCUCGGAUGUCUUCUACAAACUUGACUGCCACAUUGGCAAAGAAACGAAUCAUUUGUCCGACGGCAUAAUGGCGGGUCUGGAGGAAAAGAUUGAAAAGCAUUCCCCCACCCUGGACCGUGACGCUAUCUACACCAAGCGCUCUCGCAUUGCACGACUGCCCAAGUAUUUGACCGUCCACUUCGUCCGAUUCUUCUGGAAGCGCGAGACCCAGAAGAAGGCGAAGAUCAUGCGGAAGGUGACAUUCCCUGCGGAGCUGGAUGCUGUUGACUUCUGCACCGAGACGCUUAAGAAAGAGCUCAUCCCCAUCAGGGACAAGGUGCGCGAGAUCCGGAAGGAAGAAGUCGACGUUGAGCGUGCCCGAAAGCGCCAGAAGCUUGCCCACAAGAUGGAGGAAGAGAAGAAGGCUGAGGAAGAAUCGGGUGCCUCUAUAGAGCCCAUGCAGAAGAAGAAGGCAACCGAAGAACGCGUUGAGGCAGGAAAAUCCGAGAAGGAUGGAGACACAACAAUGACUGAUAUCUACAAAACCGAUGCUGACUACGAAGCGGAGAAGAACGCGUCCAGCCUCGCGGCGAAGAAGGAGCUGGCUGAGCUUUUGGGCCCGAAGCCUGCCGUGGAGGCGGGAACCAACAGCUCGGGUCUUUAUGAACUUAGAGGAGUCAUUACGCACCAAGGUGCCAGCGCCGACAGUGGUCACUACACGGCAUACGUGAAGAAGCAGGACAAUGGAGGGGAGAGCGGAAAGUGGUGGUGGUUCAAUGACGAAAAGGUGACCGAGGUGGAGGCCGAGAAGAUUGAAACACUCUCUGGUGGUGGUGAAUCUCAUUCUGCCCUUAUCUGCCUCUAUCGCGCAAUUGAUCUGCCAACUGCCAACUAA